Arachis stenosperma is the source of this 1317-nucleotide messenger RNA. Its product is annotated as WAT1-related protein At5g40240-like. Gene Ontology annotation, molecular function: transmembrane transporter activity. NCBI's taxonomy places the organism in Eukaryota, Viridiplantae, Streptophyta, Magnoliopsida, Fabales, Fabaceae. The record is from RefSeq and is a predicted model, not a curated record. Gene Ontology annotation, cellular component: plasma membrane. The transcript is spliced from 7 exons. The coding region runs from base 56 to 1105 and encodes 349 amino acids.
AGAAUAAGUAGUGUGAUUAAGAUUGAACAAAACAAACAAGCAAGAGAAAGAAAGAAUGGUGAACAAAAAUGUGUUCCCAUUUGUGGGAAUGGUGAUGGUUGUUAUGUCACAGAGUGGGGGAAUGGUGAUAAACAAAGCCGCUAUGAGUGAUGGAAUGAAUAAGUAUGUCAUGCUUCUCUAUUCUUACUUCAUCUCCACCUUCCUCCUCCUCCCCUUUCCAAUCCUUCACUACUUCAGAUCUGAUGAGGGUACUACUACGCUCACGUUCUCCUCACUAUGGAGCUUCUUUUUGCUUGGUUUGAUUGGAUGCUCAGGGCAGAUAUUGAGUUACGUUGGCAUAGAACUUAGCUCACCGACUCUUGCUUCCGCCAUGCUUAACCUCAUACCUGCUUUCACUUUUCUAUUAGCUCUUAUUUUCAGGAUGGAAGAAGCAUGUUGGAGAGAUUUGAGGACUCAAGCUAAAGUGUUAGGCACUGCAGUGUCAAUUGGAGGAGCAUUUGUUGUGAUAUUUUUCAAGGGUCCAGCAAUCUUGAAUAAUACACAGUCCACCACACUCUCACUUCAAUUUUCACAGCAAGUGAAUUGGAUCUUAGGAGGAUUCUUCUGUGCUUGUGAUUCUUUCUUAGGUGCCCUUUGGUAUAUUUAUCAGACUUCAAUUGCAAAGAAAUGCCCUGAAUUAAUGGUGAUGGUGUUCUUCCAGAGCUUAUUUUCAACGUUGGAGUGUGCAUUAUUUGCGUUGUUUGCGGUUAGAGAUGCAGAGGCAUGGUUGCUCAAGCUUCAUACAGGUUGGCUUGCCAUGCUAUAUCAGGGAAUAGGCGCAAACGUGAUACGGUUCAUCUUAUUGACAUGGUGCGUAAGACGAGCAGGGCCUCUGUUUUGCUCCAUGUUUAAGCCAGUGGGAAUCAUCUUCACUGUUUUCAUGGGUGCAAUCUUCUUGGGGGAUCAUUUUUACCUUGGAAGUUUGGUUGGUGCGGUUAUAAUUGUAGCAGGGUUUUAUGUUGUGAUGUGGGGAAAGGCUGCUCAAGAGGACAAGAUUGACAUUCAUUACUUGGAAUCAGCAUCUUGUAAUAAUAAUGUUCCCCUCUUGCAAAAAAACACCGCGUAGUAAUAACUAGUGGAAAUCCAUCAACAUCUUAUUAUGCUGUCAAGUGGAAUCGCAUCGAAAUUUAAAAAAUGAUGAAGGUAGUGUUGAUACGGAUAUUAAGAGAUUCGAUGUUUACAAGUUUUUAUGGUACUCUUGGUAAGUUUUGGAGAUGAAAAAUACUGAAAUGUGUAAAUGUAAAUUUUUUUUGAAAAGAUAUAAUCUUAAUGGAUUAC